This is a messenger RNA of Frieseomelitta varia, 1834 nucleotides long. RefSeq names its product probable serine hydrolase. The record is from RefSeq and is a predicted model, not a curated record. NCBI's taxonomy places the organism in Eukaryota, Metazoa, Arthropoda, Insecta, Hymenoptera, Apidae. The transcript is spliced from 6 exons. The coding region runs from base 159 to 1103 and encodes 314 amino acids.
GAAAAAUAUAAAUGAAAUAAAAUAAGUGAUAUUAUUAUUUAAAACAAGCACAAAUAUUAAUUUCAUAUAUCUUACAAAGUUUGCACAAAGGAAGUAGGUGGUUGAAUAUAUAUAAAUAACAAAUUAACAAGAAUUAUCAGUAUUUUAUUGUUAUCCAGAUGAAUACAAUAAUUGAAAAAACCAAUGCUCCUACUGAAAAUAUAAAUAAACACAAUGUACAUAGUGUGGAAGAGAUUCAGAUACCUGUACCAUGGGGUAAUAUAAGUGGCAAAUGGUGGGGACCAAAUGAUCAACAACCACUUGUGGCAUUGCAUGGCUGGCAAGAUAAUGCUGGAACAUUUGAUAGAUUAAUUCCAUUACUACCACCAAAUCUAGCCAUUCUAGCUAUAGAUUUGCCAGGUCAUGGUUUAUCUUCCCAUCUUCCUACUGGACAAUUUUAUUAUGUAUUUUGGGAUGGGCUAAUCAUUCUACGUAGAAUUGCUAAAUAUUAUAAAUGGAACAAGGUGAGAUUACUUGGACAUUCCUUAGGAGGAGCAAUAUCAUUUUUAUAUGCUGCAUCUUAUCCUGAUGAAGUAGAAUUCAUGAUAAGUUUAGAUAUUGCAAGUCCCAGUGUAAAAGACAUAACAAAAAUUCCUCUUAUAAUUGGUGACAGUAUUGACAAAUUUUUAAAAUAUGAAUUGCUACAGUCCGAUGGUAUUCCAUCCUAUAGUUAUGAUGAAGUGCUUACAAUUGUUGAAGAUGCUUAUAAAGGUUCCAUAACUAAAGAAGGCGCAAUGAUAUUAAUGAAACGUGGCUUACGACCUGCCAAUGAACCUGAGCGAUAUUAUUUUUCACGUGAUCCACGAUUAAAGGUUUCUGUUUUGGGUAUGAUAUCUUUGGAUCUAGUGCUUGCAUAUGCAGGUCGGAUAAAAUGCGCUUACCUUAAUAUUCGUGCCGUACCUGGAAUGAAAUUUGAUCAUCCAGAGUAUUAUGAGAAGGUUUUAGAUCAAAUAAAAUUAAGUGCUAAAAAGUUUGAAUAUCAUAAAGUAGAAGGGACUCAUCAUGUACAUUUAAAUAAUCCUGAAAGAAUCGCACCUAUAAUUAACAAUUUCAUAUGUACUUAAUGAUAAAAUGUUUUUAGUUGUAAACUGUGAAAGUAAGUAACAGUUAAACUAGUAAAAAUUAGUUUUAUGCAAGCUAUAUUAGCUGCAUACAUAAGAUAUUUAAUAUUUAAUUUAAACAUUUUAAUAUAUGUAUAUAUUCUGUAUGUAUGAUACUUAUGUACAGAUAAUGAAAAUGUACUAAACUUAUGUACUUCCACAUAAUACUUGUGCUUCAUAUCAAUGGAUUUAAUUUAUUACAAGUACAACGAUUUCAUAAAAUAUUUGAUGUGAUGAAUAUACAAAAAGUUAUUUAUUAAAAUCGUACUACAUAUUUUUUUAACAUAAUAACAAAAGAAUAAUAUAUUUUUUCAUUGCAUCAAAUUCUUCCAUUUUUACACAAUAAUAAAUUAAGAGGUGAUUACAUAUCACAAUUUAGAACAAAAUACCAUUCCAACUAACAUUUUAGAAUUAUUUCUAUUCUAUUGAUUAUAGACAAAAACCACAACUUUUCUUUUUCCAAUUUUUUUAGAAAUGAGUCAUAAGUUAAAAAUAUCUCAAAAGUAAUAAAUGUUACUAUUUACAAGGCCAAUGAACGAUGUUUCUACAGUAUGUUUCUAUAGUGGCAUAUUAUUAUUCUAAUGAGUAUUACGUUUAGUAUCUAACAGCGAUAAUGCAUUAACGUUUCGCUAACGCAAUGCACAUACCAGUUUACGUUUCUCUGUACAACUUGAUGAUAAAUGACCUCAAAACGA